Molecule: messenger RNA, 636 nt
Organism: Glycine soja
Lineage: Eukaryota; Viridiplantae; Streptophyta; Magnoliopsida; Fabales; Fabaceae
Product: protein MAIN-LIKE 1-like
Exons: 3
Coding region: 1-636 (211 amino acids)
Source: RefSeq, a predicted model, not a curated record
AUGCCUAUUGUCUCUGCCCGUAGGCAACGGGUUCAUCAGAUGACUGCGGAUACACGUGAUUUGGCUGAGGACGUUGCUGACAUGGCUGACGAUGUCCCUGAUCUAGCUAAGGAGGCACCUGAGAUGCGUGCGAACAUAGAUGGUGCUGAUGGUGCUGAGGGGUCAGAUGCUGAUGAUGCUGAGGGAUUCCCUGGUGGGCCACGUGACCCGUCAGUGCUGACAUCAUUUGCAGACCAUGUUGCACACGCUGUUUGGAGUGGACAGACCAGCACCUUCCACCUUUCGGUAGGAGAGUUGACGAUCACUUUGGAUGAUGUGUCGUCACUCCUUCAUUUGCCUAUCACUGGCGCUUUGCACAAUUUUCAUGCUCUUUCUACGGAGGAGGCGAGAUUUUUGCUGACAGAGUUGCUUGAGGUGUUUGCCGAGGAGGCUAGAGCCGAGACAGCACUGACACGUGGGGCAUAUGUACGACUAGGAUGGGUUCGAGACAUUUAUGAGAUGAGAUGUCAGGCCCAGUGGUGGAUUGUAGCAGCUCGUGCUUAUCUGCUGCACCUGAGUGGUGGUUAUGCUUGGGGAGUUGCCGGGCUGGUUCAUAUGUAUGACCAGUUAGAUGAGGCUUCUAGGACCACCACAUGA